UAAAAGUAACACCUGCUUUGUUUUGGCUGAGAAUGCCGGUCGAGACGACAGCGAGUGUGUGUUUCAAGACAUUAAGGUCAACGGGACUUUUCAAAUUUUGAACAAGGAGAUAAGGGAGGCAAAUGACCUAAAAGAAUGAUUAGGAGCUGUCGUUAGGUCCCUCCUACAAGCACAUUGUACGUGUACAACCAGUAAGCACUUAACCAGCCUCAGCUUAUUAGCUGUACUGUAGAGCUGGCAGUCUAUGUGUUCUGGCAGGGGCUUGUUCAAUAACUAAUGUGCUUUUAGUGCUGUUGCUUGUUUUAAAAGCUGACAAGUGAUUCUUUUUUUAUCCUCGAGCCGUAGUUGCAAUGUUAGAAAAGAAGAGGCGUGGCAGUGUCAGCAGCUUUCCUGGUGGAGUUUGCUUCUUUUCCUCAGCAUCAUUAUCUUUAGACAAAUGUUAAGGUAACACGGCGUAUGAAGCAGCAGUCAGACAGUGUGAACUGGGAAUUACAAUUCAACCCCAUCCUCAGAUUUAAGGAAGGCAAGGAAAGAUAUUUUUUUUAAAACUACAUUUUCCUUUUGCGGAGCAGCAAGGCAGAAAAAGCAACAUCUUCCUGGCUUUUGCUGUCAGCUAUCCUGGAACCCAUGGCUCAGCAAGGACCAAACCCAGACACUCUCCCCGUGCCUGCGGUGGAGAAGCCACCCCACGAACAUGCAGGACUGAACGAAGACCUGGUGAAGAUUCUGAGAGAAAACCUGCUGCAGCAUGACAAGCCACGGGCAACAAGAAAGGCUACCUCCAUCUCGCCAAGGUUAUCCCCGGCCAUUUCUCCCAGGAACUCUCCCAGGCUCCUGCGCAGGAUGAUGCUGAACAACAACAUCCAGAAGAAGAGACGUUUUACUGUAGCACACACAUGUUUCGAUGUCGACAAUGGCACAUCUUCGGGGCGGAGUCCUUUGGAUCCCCUGGCAAGUCCUGGAUCAGGGCUCAUCCUCCAGGCCAACUUCGUCCACAGUCGGCGGGAGUCCUUCCUGUACCGUUCAGACAGUGACUACGAUCUCUCACCGAAAUCUAUGUCCAGGAACUCCUCCAUUGCCAGUGACAUGAUUAACUGUCAUCAGAGACCUGGUUUGGUUUCUCGGAGAUCAGAACCAGUUCUUUCUGGAAAUCAUGGAGACGACCUGAUUGUAACACCCUUUGCACAGGUGCUGGCUAGUUUGAGAACUGUACGAAAUAAUUUUGCAACAAUAACCAACUUACCAGACCGAGCCUCAAACAAGCGAUCACCCAUGUGUAACCAGCCGUCCAUCAACAAGGCCUCCUUUACAGAGGAGGCCUACCAGAAACUGGCCACCGAGACCUUGGAGGAGCUGGACUGGUGUUUGGACCAGCUGGACACACUACAAACCAGGCAUUCCGUCAGUGAGAUGGCCUCCAAUAAGUUCAAAAGAAUGCUUAACCGGGAACUUACCCACCUGUCUGAAAUGAGCAGAUCUGGCAACCAGGUCUCAGAGUUCAUAUCAAGCACAUUUUUAGAAAAACAACAUGAGGUAGACAUGCCUUCUCCAGCACAGAAAGAGAAAGACAAGAAAAAGAAGCCGAUGUCUCAGAUCAGCGGGGUGAAGAAACUAAUGCACAGUACCAGUUUAACAAACUCAAAUAUUCCACGGUUUGGGGUCAAAACGGAAAUGGAAGAUUCACUGGCAGCUGAGUUAGAAGACGUCAAUAAAUGGGGCCUUAAUGCAUUCAAAGUUGCAGAAUUUUCGGGAAACAGGCCUUUAACAGUCAUGAUGCACACGAUUUUCCAGGAACGGGAUUUGUUAAAAACCUUCAAAAUUCCUCUAGACACCUUUAUCACCUACUUGAUGACUUUAGAAGAUCAUUACCAUGCAGAUGUCGCAUAUCACAACAACAUUCACGCUGCUGAUGUUGCUCAGUCCACUCACGUGCUGCUGUCUACCCCUGCUCUAGAGGCUGUGUUCACAGAUCUGGAAAUUCUUGCUGCCAUUUUUGCCAGUGCUAUUCAUGACGUAGAUCACCCAGGAGUAUCCAACCAGUUCCUUAUUAGCACCAACUCUGAGCUUGCCUUGAUGUACAAUGACUCAUCGGUGCUGGAGAAUCAUCAUUUGGCUGUGGGCUUCAAGCUGCUGCAGGAUGAGAACUGUGACAUUUUCCAGAAUUUGACCAAAAAACAGAGACAAUCACUGAGGAAAAUGGUCAUUGACAUUGUUCUUGCAACAGAUAUGUCCAAACACAUGAAUUUGUUGGCAGACUUGAAAACUAUGGUGGAAACCAAAAAAGUUACCAGCUCUGGAGUUCUCCUUUUGGACAAUUACUCAGAUAGGAUACAGGUUCUACAAAACAUGGUCCACUGCGCAGAUUUAAGUAAUCCCACCAAGCCUCUCCAGGUGUACCGGGAAUGGACAAACAGAAUAAUGGAGGAGUUCUUUAGUCAAGGAGACCGGGAGAGGGAGAGAGGCAUGGAGAUCAGCCCCAUGUGUGACAAGCACAACGCAUCGGUCGAAAAAUCACAGGUGGGGUUCAUAGACUACAUCGUUCAUCCUCUCUGGGAAACGUGGGCAGACCUGGUCCACCCGGAUGCACAAGACAUCUUAGACACACUAGAGGACAAUCGCGAGUGGUAUCAGAGCACAAUCCCGCAGAGCCCCUCCCCAGCCCCGGGUGAGCAGGAGGACAGCCGGCAGGGGCAGGCUGAUAAAUUCCAAUUUGAACUGACGCUGGAGGAGGACGGCGAGUCGGACACGGAGAAGGACAGCGGCAGCCAAGCUGAAGAGGAAGAGGAGGAGGAGGAGGAGGAGGAAGAGGAUAACAGCUAUAGUGACUCUAAAACCCUUUGCACUCAGGACUCUGAGUCCACGGAAAUCCCACUAGAUGAACAGGUGGGUGAGGAAGAGGAAGAGGAGGAGGAGGAGGUCUCUGUGGAACCCUGCAAUGUAGAGGAGGAAGAACAGCCUGCCGACACAUAACAAUGUAGACAGCAUUAAAUAAUAAUGAAAUUAUUAAUAAUAAGAAUAAAUAAUAAUAAUUAAAAUAAUAAUAAUAAAAGUUCCAAAGCGCACAUGUUGCACAUCACGACCUUGUCCACUCCUCACUCCCACCGGGCUGGACAGAGUAGAUCAGAGACUGCUGGUAGUUCUAUAACUUUGCACUCAGGAAUAUUGUGUCAGAAUUUCAAGCUUAUUGGAGCAACACGUCAGUUGAUGACAUUCAACUCUCGGGUUCAGACGUUUUGAGGCUGGAGUGGGUUAUUUUAUUCUAGCAAACAGAAACUAUUCCAGAAUAAUUGUAGUGGAUUGUAACUCGCCUGAAAAAGAAAGAAAAGAAUGAAAGGGUUUGUUUUUGUGUAACUGGAGAAAUGUGUACAACACUAGUCUGGAUGACAUCCUACCAGGACUCUUUCAUGGAAGAAAUAACAAGACAAUGUGAAAAGUGCAGUGUUGGAGGAAAAUAGCAACUUACCAACAAAAUACCACGAGGAAUAUGUUGUGUGGAUUAAACGAGACAAUUUUCUAAAUUUCAAGUCUUCCUUGAAAACUGACUGAAAAAAAAAUGCAGCUUUUGGGCUGUUUUGACCUCUUGAGUUUUUGUAUUGUAUGUAAAAUGGAGAUAUUUUGUAGAUUUUACUUUUUAAUUAUAACAAAUGUAUGGAAAUAUUAUAUUUAAAAUAAUAUUUUAAAAGUUUCAUCUGCUAUUGCAUUUUUUUUUCUUUUCGCAGCAAGUAACUUGCAAGUUUGCUGUACAAAUCCAAGCACUAUGUGGUGUUUUUUUGGUUAUUUGUUUUGUUUUGUUUUGUUUUUGCUUUGUGUGAAUAUAAAGCAUAAUCCCCAGGCACUUUUUAUUAUUACUAUAAUUAUGUUUAACAUCCAGCAUACUUUUGGUGCAGACAACUAUAUAUUUUUUAACACAGGUGUCCAUGUGUCUUUAUAUAUAGUGCUAAAAUUUCCACUGAAUUAAUUACAUUGCCUAUGAAAAAAGGCCAGUUAAACAAUAGCGACUGUAUGGAUCCAUUAUAGUUACAUUGUAAUGUAAUUCCAGUAAUCAGCAAAUGUCCCGGAAAAGAGCAUACAACACCUCUGUUCUGCUUUAUUCUGUAUGAAAAUGUAGACUAAAUAAUAUAAAAACUAAUAUGUAAAUCAUCUGUGAAUACUGCUGUGCGAAGGUUUUAACAAUUCAGCAUAGUGUAUUUAUGUCUGUUAAAUAUUGCAGUUGUGACAGGGAGGGGUCUACUUUAAUAGAUUUAAGAGUGGUGAUGCUUAGAUCCAGUGCCAUGCCAUUGUAGUAUGCUUUACAGCUUGGGUUGAAUUGGGAAGAAAACUGUCUGCACUAAAAAAAAGGAAAUGCUGUUUUUAUCCAUGUCCUAAUUAGAAGGAGCAUCAACACAAGACAAUCAGCUGCAUAAUGGUAGAGCCUCAGGAGUCAGAGCUAAAUACAUGCACUGAAGAGUUCACAAUGCUUUUUCUUGCCAAAACUGUGCACUGCAUUUGGAGCUGCAUACUGGUUCUUAUAAUACAGUUAAAAAAGUGACUUGUUUUCUUCAUUUUUUUAAAGCUUUUUUUUUUUGCCAUAUUAAAAUAUCUGUAGAACGUAACAGUAGCAUUCACAGCUGUACAUUUUAGCUUGCAAGUUACUAUACCCACAUAUUUUAUUUUUUUUAUUUUUUUUUGGUUAUGGUGAGAGUCUGUAGAUAGAACAAAAGAAAAACUUGAAUGGAUCUGGGUUUAUUGAGCGCUUAAAGAAAAAGAGGUUCUUUUAAAUGCAUUGUUUAAAUAUUUUAUUAUUUUGUGCCAUGCCUUUUUUUUUUUCUCACCAGAUGCCCUUACCUGUAAUACAGUCUCGUUUGUCUCUGUUUACAACCAUGUAUUUAUUGUGCUGUACAUACUAUAAUGUUUAUUGUAAAUUAUCGAUUAUUAUUAUAUCAUCCCUUAUGGGGGUGGUGUUGCUGUAUUUGGAAACUCUUGGUGAGAGAAUGAUUAUUAUAUAUACUUAUUCAAUGUAAAUGUAUCUUCUGUAAUACAAUAUGUCACCUUAGAGCUUGUUUAUGGAGAACUGGGGAAAGCCAAACCAGAUUUUAAAAAGCCGCAGGUCUUUGGUCCCAGGGCUGUGCCUUAACUUUUAAACAAUGUAUUUUUUAAAUUUAUUUUUAUUUUUCUCUUCUGUUGUGCUGUAUUAGGAUGUUAUGUGACUGUGUGGCUAGGGCUGGGCAUUUUAACAUAAAACAGAUGCCUUAGGCAAUUAAAGCUUUAUGUUAUGCUAUUAAGACCUAAUCCCAUUUUUUUAAAACCCAUCUUGUGCAGCUUUAUUUCUGUUGAAAUGUUUAAAAAAUAACACAACACUAUUAUGGUCACUAAGAGUGCACAGUGCCCAUGUUUAACUAUAUCUAAUAUUUUAAUGCAAUACUAUAAGAAUCCCAUUUUUAAACUUACAAAAUGUUCAGUUCUGUACAGUAGUAGUAGUGUAUUUUUUAUUCAAUCUGAUACAACUUUUUACAAGUAAGAAAUUCAGGUACUCAGAUUACUAUUCUGUAAUCUACCUUUGCCCAGCCCAGUAAAUGUUUGCUUGUUUAGAGAACAAGUUAUUUAUUUUUCUUUUUUCUUUUCUUUUAAACAGAGCCUCCUUUUUGACACACAUACUGUAGAUUCUAGCAGCCCUGGCCCAAAGGAAUUGGUCGCUUUUGUUUUUAAACUGUAUAAAAGGGAUACAUUAACUGUAACUACAAAGACUCCUGAACAACUAUUAUUUUUUCUAUUGGUUAUGUCUUUAGAAUGCCAACUUGUCUGGAGGUUUCACAAGACAAUUAUUUUACUGGAUUCAUUAUCUCUUACAGUCUAUGGGAUAGUACUGUAGGUCAUGCUCAGAACCUUCAUUGAAAACAUUUUUUUAUAUGCAACAGAUGAAAUAAAAGCAUGGGUUGAUUCUGCCUAAAUCCUG
Messenger RNA from Acipenser ruthenus (sterlet), 5932 nucleotides. Its product is annotated as cAMP-specific 3',5'-cyclic phosphodiesterase 4D-like. The transcript is spliced from 16 exons. The coding region runs from base 628 to 2970 and encodes 780 amino acids. Gene Ontology annotation, biological process: signal transduction. Gene Ontology annotation, cellular component: cytosol; perinuclear region of cytoplasm; nucleus. Lineage: Eukaryota; Metazoa; Chordata; Actinopteri; Acipenseriformes; Acipenseridae. Gene Ontology annotation, molecular function: 3',5'-cyclic-AMP phosphodiesterase activity. The record is from RefSeq and is a predicted model, not a curated record.